This is a messenger RNA of Vespula pensylvanica (western yellowjacket), 6116 nucleotides long. RefSeq lists its product as uncharacterized. The transcript has 12 exons. Gene Ontology annotation, molecular function: transcription cis-regulatory region binding. The coding region runs from base 586 to 6087 and encodes 1833 amino acids. Gene Ontology annotation, biological process: regulation of transcription by RNA polymerase II. Gene Ontology annotation, cellular component: nucleus. Lineage: Eukaryota; Metazoa; Arthropoda; Insecta; Hymenoptera; Vespidae. The record is from RefSeq and is a predicted model, not a curated record.
GCACUCACUUGGCGCACCGACGUCGCGACGCGCGGUAUGCGUUCCUUCCUUUCUAUCCGUUCUCCGACCUUCCAUUAUUUUUUUGUGUGUACACUUACAAACUUUUCACGACCCUGUAUCUAUCUAUUCCCUCCUCUUUCCUUUCUUUUCAAAAUGCACGAUAUCGCGGAGUUACUCGUUGCGAGAAAAGAAACGAAAGAAGAAAAAUCGUGUGAUUGUGACGUAAUAGAUUGAUCACGUUGAUAAAAGUGAGAAGAAAAAAAGGGGGUAAAAGAAAAAAAAAGGAAAAACAAAUACGUAACAAGUGUGAGAUCUUUUCGUAAAGACCAAAGGGAAUAGAGAUAGGAGUUAGAAAGAUAGAUAAAUAAAGAGAUAGAUAGAGAGAAAAAAAGAAAAAUAGUGUAACCAAAUAGUGAGACGAAAUAAAGGGUGAAAUAUGAUGAUGUAGAUGUUGGAACGAUGAGAUGGGAACCGACUUGGAUGAUGGUGGUUUCGUCGAUCGUUGAUCGUCUAAGAGAGAGAAAGAAGGAUAAUCAUCUGGUAUGCGCCAAGGACUGAUCGUCGUUCGUUCCUCGUCGAAGGAUCAUGCCGUUCGUGAUUCGAAAGGUGGAGCCGCGUUUCUUGUGCCGCGGUCACGUGCCAUCCGGCGCGGCGGCACAAGAGUUACCGGUUGGUGCCGAAUUGGAGGCCGUUGCGAACGGUGCACUUACAGGUUCGUUAAAGCAACUGGCCUCGCUUCUCACCAUCGCCGAGGACAUAUUUGCCGAACUCACUCGGGAACUAACUGCGGUCGCCGAAAGGAGUGCCCAAGUCAGACGGAGACUCGACAAGGUCGAGGAACGACUCGUUACCGUCGACCCUAAAAAAGUUCCCGUUCCCGAAUCGGACAUUUGCACGUUCGCGGCACGAACGGAACACUUUCACGUAACGAACAAACCAUCGACGGCGUUGUUCACGUCGAACACGAGACCGAGGGCACUCAAAGAAUUGUACGAAGCCGCCGGCGUGGUCGCUGUCAGAAGUUUGGAUUCGUUGAGAAGGGAUGGCAGCUCCAUGGAUAUGUUCCUCUGCACACCCGUUCUUGGAAAGAGAAGGCGGGACCAAAGUCUCGACAUCGAGUCCAGAGUCCCGGCUGCUAUCGAAGAUCUACGAAGAUGGACAUCGGCAGAGGCACUCGGAGACGUCACCGUGCCACCGGACUGCAUGUCCAGAAUCCUCGGAGACACGGCCGACGACGAAGCCGUGGAUCACAAGUUGCCCAGUCCGGAGGAACAGGUUCAGGCUGUUGCACUCAAAUUCCCGGCGGAAAUCGUAGCGGUAGAUGUAAGCGGAAGAGGAUUCGAAAGGAUGUCAAUGAGAAGAAGGUCCUUGCUGUCGGGUCCGGAGAUUCAACAACAAGAGACAAACGUUAAGAGACGAUCAAGACCACGAAGGCCAAGAGGAAAGAGACGAAAUACGAUCGCUGGUACCGAUCAAAAGGAGAUUCGUCAAGCUAUCGGAGGACGCUACUGGUCGGUUCGCAUGUCUCACCGUAACGCGGUAAGAACAAGAGAAACGACGGGAGACGAGCCGGAAGAAGCAAUGCCUAGUACAACACCAAGGGCUCAUCGUUCGGCUAGCACCGACAUACUUGGUUCGUCGAAGAAGGAUACGUCGACGGAAAAGAAAUCUCAUUUCAAUACCUUGAAGGCUUGGGGAAUGUCCAGGCUAAAGUCGAUCGGUCAGAAUAAAUCAGGUACGCAACAACAACAACAGCAACAACAACAGCAGCAGCAGCAGCAGCAACAGCAACAGCAACAACAGCAGCAAGAAAUGAGCGAAUCGAACGCAAGCAGAUCGGAACAGGGUCAAAGCCAAUCGAGAUCGUUGCCAGCGGACGAAACGAAUAUUUACGAGACUGUUAACAACAGGCGUAAAAAGGACAAGUCUCACCACCAAAGGAAACCAAGCUCGUCUAGUUCAAGCGGUAAGAGUACAUCGUCGAUUCCUGUGUCGAUCCCUAAGUCGAUUCCAGUAUCGAUCCCAUCGGGUACGGAGAGACAGGGUAGCGUUAAGUUGCGCGAAAGCGCGGCACAAAGGAGAGAAAGACGAAAAGGUACUAGCCGCGAUGACGCACCUCAUUCCAGUUCAGGAAAUUGGAGCGCAUCUUCGGAAAGUGGUAGAGCUAGUAUCGGAAGCGAGACCACAACGACGACUCAUCAACCGAGAUCGACGACCACAGCAUCGAUCGGUACAUCUUCGACUUCGUUGAGUCACGCGAGACGUCUCAAAGGAAGGGACACUUCGGCUUCCUCUUCGGUCACCUCGGAGGGCACCUUAACUCCCGACAUCAUACAAGAUAUAGCGGUAGUACCGUUUUCGGACGACGGCGAGACAUCGUCCGUAUAUUCCUGCGACACCGAAGGUUAUUACACUUCCUUCCAUGUCGAUUCUGGAUUGAAAACAUUGAGAGAAGAGGAACCACUUCCUCAAAGUCCGCUAACGAAAUCGAACGGAGUUAGUUCCGAUCCAACCUCGCCUAUCAUCGAGAACGAGUACGAACUGUUCGGUCGGGGAUCAACUUCGACGACCACGAGUUCAGCCGGUACCGUUUGUACGGCUCUGAUGGCACCUCCACCACCAGAAAGAAAAUCCAGUCUAACCGUAGUAGCUAUGGUCCAUGGGGAAAAUCAAAAUGGUGGCGAAUCACCGGACAGUGGUCACAACACUUCCUCUUCGCCGGUCGAGUCAGCCUCGAGUCCAGCCUGUACCGGAAGAUCCUGUUCAGAAUUCGAGUACUCCGAAUCGAGCGAUCUCGAGGGCUGCGAGAGGAUCGAGAGAAUUCGUUCGAAGACCGCGAUCAAUUCGAGUAGAAUACCAUCGAUGUGCGUUAUAACUCCGCCUUGUUCCGACGACGAACACGUCAAAGACGUCGAUCCGUCGGAGAAGAAGCAUCAAGUUCGGAAUAAGAACGACGUUCAAGCCGCAGGAUCGGUAUUGAUGUCCGCCACUGUUGGAACCUCCAAGAUGGAGGUGAUCAAUGGACAGGAUAAGAACCUUUACGCUACCGUCCAACACGUAAUACCUUCUUCCACUAACAACAAUAGCAACGACAACAACGGCAACUCCGAGAGACCUAUUACGAAUAAUCAUCAAUCAUCGCAAAUCAAAAUCAGCCCGUUGAGCGGUGUUUUGGGUAAACUUCGUGGCGUACUUCCAGGUAGGAAGCACGUCUCGAAGAACGUGGUCAAUGGUCUUAACAACGCGGACUCCGGCGACUAUGUUACGAUAGCCGACGUGAGGAAUAAUAAUGACAAACGAUCGGAAUCAGGAUCAUCGUCCAGCACGACUUCCUUGGCCCGUUCGCCGAGUACUUACGCGAAUUCUGAUAUAUUUAAGAGGGACGCCGAAUACGUCUGUCUGAGCGAAUUGCCGAAGAAACCGGACUCGUCCUUGGAAAGGAAGAGACAGGGCGCUAGAGUUACUCUCGAUUCCGAAGGCAAGGUCGUUUAUUCAUCGGAUAGUCUCAAGAGAAGAAAAGGAGCGCACACGACCUUCAAUCCAGGUCCAUUCGUAAGAGAAGGAGUAUCGCCUAACCCGUCACCAUUAUUACGUCGAGCAACGCCAAACGUACGAGCUGUCACAAAAAGUCAAGACACCGUCGAUAGCAGCGAAAAAAAGACACCGUCUCCUGCGACAUCGCCUACACCCUCACCUACGUCACCUACGUCGCCACCUACGUCACCGCAAUUGGGUAAACUCAUUAUUCGGGCGGCGAAGAGCCCGGACAGAGCCCCGAGUCCCGACUACGUGAGGACACCCGCGACCGUGGUGGGUCCAAAGAGUCCCACGAGUCCUCACAGACAAGUGCGGGGAGCGUACGUCAACGUGCAGGCUGGCGACGAAGACAAUAAUUUAUUAGCAAUACCGUCAGAGUCGAUAGCGGUACAACCCCCAGCUUAUAUCGGGCCGCCAACGCCAGGGGAUAAAGAAAAAUCGCACAAAUACAACAAAGAUAUAUCGAAAGAUUCUCAAGGUAAUCAAGGACGUUAUCAAGAAGAAAUUAGAAACCAUGGAAAUUACGAUGAACGACGAGUUUACGCUCCGAACAAUUAUCCUCGGAACAAUUGCCAACACUAUUAUCGUUACAACGACGAUCAAAAGUUUUUCGAACGAAAGAUAUCGAAUUAUUGCGAUUACCAAUUACGUAAUUGUGACCGUCAAUCAGUGCAAAUGCAAAAUGCGAAGAAUCAAAGAUUUUGCAUGGCCGGAAGGGGGGGCUUCGAUCAACAGCAAUUCUAUACUCUACCAACGAGAAGAGCUCAAAGAGAGAUCGAGCCACCUCGAAGCGUUACUCCGGACAUUACGAGAGGUCUUGGACGUGGUUCCCUAAGCGCGAUGCACAUGUUAGCCAGACAAGGACGAAGGCCCGUUGUCGAGCAGGUUCCCGAGCAGGUUCCUAAGCAGGUUCUUCUUCCCGAGCAGGUUCUUCCCGAGCAAGUUCGUUUAGCGAGUAAUAGGAAGUUGGAAGAACUCGAGACGAGGAAGAGACUCGUGAAACAACAGCAAACAACGCCGAUCGUUGAUGUCAGAAAUAGAUUCGCAACACCGUUGAGUCUGUCCGCGCUUGGCUAUCGAUUCUUCGCUUCUUCACCCGUCAACGAACCCAUCGCGAUGCCACCAACUAGUACAGAUCUCCUAAAGCACGAUCCAAUUUCCCCCAUCGGAGGUGGUUACGGUAACGGGUUCGAGUCUUCCACUCCUAUAGCACGAUCGGUUGCUCGAACCGUUGCCGAACGUCUCGCUCUAACUACCGGGAAUUCUCCAUCGCCUGUACCAAGUUCAUCCGGCAGAAGUACACCCGUUCAACCAUCCUCAUCGUCCGGUAGAAACACACCGACGAAUUUGAUUUUAUCGCCCAGUAAAAGUACAAUGUCGAACGAGGAACUUUUCGCGGCCAUUCAUAAGUCGAAGAAGAGAUUGAAUAUCAAAGACGACGGGGAAAACAUGUCGCCUUACGGUUCGAUGAAUUCUCUGAUUAAAACGCCGGCUGGUAACCGACACAGUUGGAGUCCCGAAUCUCAGAAACCAACUGAGGUAGGAGUAAUUAAUCUCUCUCUCUCUCUCUCUCUCUUCGCUCGUUUACGCAUUUUAUUUUUCUUUCAGAUACCCAUCUCUCAACCGAUACAUUCCCCAUCGGCCACUUCACGAUUAGAUUUCAAACGGUUGUUACUCCAACAAAGCGUCAAGGUAGGACCUACGAGACUCUCGGCGGCAGAACAAUUAAAACUUUCUCGACAACAGUGUCAACAACAACAACAGCAACAACAACAACAUCAGUAUCAUCAACAACAACUGCAACAAUCAUCGACCAUCGUAAAUCCAUCGCAAACUCCAUUGACCAAAGUCAUGAGUCCUCGUUCGGUUUGGAGAUUCCAAACGCCAAGGACCGACGUUUUAUCUUCAACGAUCAUCGAGGAUACCGCGGCUGAAGAGAAAGCUAUGAAACCUUCCCCGGAGAACACCUCGCCUAUCUCCAGAUUGAACAGCAAAAGACAAUUGGAUCUCGGAAAUGAACUCGCUAAUAAUCUACGAGAUACGAGGAAGGAGGACGAUUUAAUCGAAUCGUGCGAUGCUAGACUGUUGUCCUCCGUUGACGAUCUAUCUAAUUCCCAUCUUGACAACAAAAAAGAUAAUCGCACGCCUAACAGAAUAACGCAAAUCGAGCCAAAAGUUUUACCCUCUUAUAACCUGGUUGAAAACGGUGCCAAUACCAUCAACACUAAUACUAUCGCAACCACCAUUGCAACCACUAUCGCAACCACCAGCAAUACCGGCGUUUCUCUACUACAGUAUUCGCAUAAUUCUUCACGGCUCACCUCGAAAGGGCAAGAAGCCGUAAACGCGAUCGAAUCUAGACGAUUGAGCAAUCAAUUGGCAAGAGCUCAAUUUCUAUCUAGCACGCCAACGAUCGCCAACGAUCAAGUACAACAAAGUGCUUAUUUCGGCAAACGUUUUCGAGCGAGAUCCGAAUCACCCAAACACGUAAAUUCUCAAAACGUUGCUACCCGUAGUCCCAGUGCACCCACCCUCGAAACAGCUCUCUGAUCCAAACAAAUUACAAAAUUUAAAGGAGA